Amoebophrya sp. A120 is the source of this 2658-nucleotide messenger RNA. The record is from the annotation of a GenBank genome assembly. NCBI's taxonomy places the organism in Eukaryota, Dinophyceae, Syndiniales, Amoebophryaceae.
AUCGUAGCCUCGCAACGUCGACGAGGAGUCUAACAGGACACACUAAGGACCACUGUCGGUCGUGUAUGUUGGAAGCAGAUUCAACAGAUCGCAUGCUGUGUAAGUAUGGACCACGCGGACCAAGAUAUAUAGUGCGUGGAAACGAAGGAAUGCGAAUGUGACGAGGAAGAAGUACUAGAACCUCAAACAACGCCCGACCUUCUUCAGAUGCUUCAACUAGGCGAGGCUCCACGUUUCUACUUCGGUCUUGACUAAACACUCCCCGCAGCCCGCGGCCACCAGUGCACCUCCUUCCUCGUAUUCGUUUACCGCAGUACUACGAGUGUACAACUUGAGGUUAGUUUAUACAGGUGACAAGAUUUAUUUUAGACAUGAUUUGUCUCCAAUGAAUUGUCAAUCCCAGUUUAAGUCUAGCCCAGCGCAAGAAAGAUCUUUCCUGUCAGGCUUUUUAUCCAAGAAGAAAAGGAACAACGCGGGCAAGCGCAAGAACGAAAAUGGCAGCAACGUUCUCUACGAGUAAACAGGUGAUAAUUCCUGAGGGCCGCGGCCGGGUGCGAAAUUUUGUUGGUACCGAUGCGGGCCAAGUGACGCUGUCUUCGAAACACGACCUGGGUCGCGUCGAGCAGGACUGGUCAGAGUUUGACCAAACGCGAACGCUUGUCAAGGGCGCAAUAACGCAGGCGGUGCGCGAUUUCCAACAGAACUCUGCACACGAAAGUUCAGGCAGCGUGCCGGUGCUAGUCCGCCAGGACGAUUCCCUAGAUUCCACCGCUGCUGCAGCGGGCGCAGGCGGGGGAACAAAUGUCAAGCCGGGAGGUAUGCUCCGAAGACCUUAGAAACAGGAGUUUGUAAUGGUUUGAUCUUGCUCGAAGUGCCAGUGUCGUGUCUCUUUGGAAACUUCUUGAUGACUUCAUCAAGUUCCUGCACAACAGAGCAGCUGCACUCUCUCAUAGUUAUCUUUGUCCAUGAUUCACUCAGGCCCUCAUGCUGCCGUUGGCCGCAAGCCUAAGACCGGCGAAAAGUUUGACCCCGACGCGUCCUACAGUUACAGCGAGAAGUUUUACCAACCGGGAAAAGGCGGUGGCUCCCGGUCACACAACGUUAGCCAGGAACUUUCUCGCAGCAGCUGCAGCACGCAGUACGUCGGGCAGGGCUCCGCGAGGAGGCCGCACAAGGCCGGUCCCGCUCCGGGACAGUAUCAGUGGAAGGACGAAGUACACUUGACAAGACCCGGGCAGUUCAGCAUUGUCGUGCCGGACCGUAGCAAGCUAGAUCCCAAUGUAAGUUAAAGUCUUCAUGAGCUGCAUUUACAACUUGAUCUUGAUUUCCAUACUCCUUGCAUUGCUGCUUUCCCUUUCCCUGAAGAUUCUAAUCGCGGUGCUGGAUGUGAAUCCCGAAUUCAGAUGAAAAUCUAUGUCGAAAUAUCCCUUGUCGCAGGUUGCUGCCUGGGUAUCUGCAAGCACAAGCGAGACGUUGAAGCCACCGCCGGGUGCAUACGGUGAUCUUUCGAAAAUAAAGCCGCAGGGUGGGGCUGUGAAACUCCGCACAGUGUCUCUCGGCGCGUCCAAGGCAGAACGAACGGCGCCCAUAUGAAAGUGGAGAACUGCAGCUCUCCUCCCCAUCCGCUCUCGAAGGGCAUUGACAUAUUGAAGAAGAUCAAGGUAUUGAACUACAAAAAAGCAACAACUCGCGACGCAAUCACUGCCCAGGUCAAAGCUCUUUGAUGCAAGCCAGGGGGACGAGGGGGAGUCCGAGUUGUGCACUUUCAUAUCCGAAGGCUUUCAGUAACGACCUGAUGUACAGACUACCGCCGCUGUUUGGAACUUGGAGGCAUCCCACAAUUCACGUCGCACAGGGUUUCUCCGUCCAGAGCUGCGAGCGGAAAUUCCUAUCGUAUUCAUUUUCCUAAGCACUAUUUACUUAAUAAGAUUUGUUAGAUCAUGAUGUUCCCUUUCGAAAUCGAAGCGUUGGUGGUAUGCAAAUUAUGUCAAUGAAACUUUGAUUGCCUGCUAAAGAUUUUCCCAAUCCUUCUAAAUACUUAUGCGUGGCACCUUUCCCAACUGUAUCUGUUGACAGUGAAGCAUACAAGUCCAAAUAAAGUAGAAACCAACGCAAGCUCAAAAUCUUUCCAGCGCACGCGAGGACAGUUGGUUGCCGCUGCAGACCAGUAACCAGACGCCGGGCCCUGGAGAGUACGCGAAUCCACGGUGGCUGGAAGGAAAGAAAAAGAGCACGCUGCUCGGCCACUUUCACAACCCGAAGAAGGGCCCGGCGUUCGGGCGUCGUAUCGACAACUUGUCGACGCUGCGACCGUCCUGGAUUCCAGACACCUUCUCGGUACGGCACUUCCGGAGUAUCACGUAGGAACUCGAACUCGUCGAUUGGCCCGCAUAAUUCUCGCUGCUUGCGCCUUAGCAGCGUUUAAUUAUGUUUGUUUCCAUUUCCUCCAAGUCCAACAUGGGCAUUGUAAUUGUAUGAUGAUAGGCGCCGGCUUUCUUCUGUCACCAGCAGAGCCAACUUACAGCAAAUGAACCUGCUGCUCGCGGAACAGUUUCUGCCCCUGUGACUGUGUGUAAGAUUCGCAUUAUCGUUGAGUAAAGCAAAACAGAAAACAGAGAGUCGAAUCAUGCGACACCGCAUGCGAGAACAAGAAGGACG